AUGGAACGUUCAAAGAAAACCAACGGCAGCAACAGUUGUGAAUUUGCAAAUAAUUUAACAGCCACUAAUGCAUCCUCGGCGGCAGCAACAGUAACAAACAAUACCGUGGGCACAACAACAACAACGACAAGUCCCUGGAGCAACAACAAAGAAUCGCCACCCAAUGAGGAUGACUCGAACGAAGAUGAUACGGAUAAUGCAACACCGGCGAAAGUCACAGAUCCCUUGGCACCUAAAUUAACAAAUAAUGAGCGUGUCCUCGUUGUCUCUGUAACAGAACGACGCCGUGAAACAUGGGGCCAAAAAGCCGAAUUUCUUUUGGCCGUCAUUGGCUUUGCCGUUGACUUGGGCAAUGUUUGGCGUUUCCCCUACAUCUGCUACCAGAAUGGUGGCGGAGCCUUCCUAAUACCCUAUUGCAUUAUGUUGGUAUUCGGUGGACUGCCCCUGUUCUAUAUGGAACUGGCAUUGGGACAAUUUCAUCGUUGCGGCUGUUUGAGUAUAUGGCGGCGAAUAUGUCCGGCAUUGAAAGGUGUUGGCUAUGCAAUCUGUCUAAUUGACAUUUAUAUGGGCAUGUACUAUAACACAAUUAUUGGAUGGGCCGUUUAUUAUCUGUUCGCCUCGUUUACAUCGAAAUUGCCUUGGACAUCGUGCGAUAAUCCAUGGAAUACGGCCGCAUGUAUGCCCGUGACGAAUGCGAACUUUAAUGCCAAUCAAACAACGCCGGCCAAAGAGUUUUUUGAACGCAAAGUCUUGGAACAGUACAAAUCGGAUGGCCUCGAUUUAAUGGGUCCCGUUAAGCCAACAUUGGCUUUAUGCGUUUUUGGUGUUUUCGUUUUGGUCUAUUUCUCCCUGUGGAAGGGUGUCCGUUCCGCUGGCAAAGUGGUAUGGGUAACCGCAUUGGCUCCAUAUGUGGUACUCAUUAUUUUGCUGAUUCGAGGUGUAUCGUUGCCGGGCGCUGAUGAGGGUAUCAAAUAUUAUUUAACACCAGAAUGGCAUAAGCUGAAAAAUUCAAGG
Molecule: messenger RNA, 1014 nt
Organism: Musca vetustissima
Lineage: Eukaryota; Metazoa; Arthropoda; Insecta; Diptera; Muscidae
Product: sodium-dependent serotonin transporter-like
Exons: 4
Biological process (GO): serotonin uptake; sodium ion transmembrane transport
Cellular component (GO): neuron projection; membrane
Molecular function (GO): serotonin binding; serotonin:sodium:chloride symporter activity
Source: RefSeq, a predicted model, not a curated record